Molecule: messenger RNA, 1644 nt
Organism: Linnemannia hyalina
Lineage: Eukaryota; Fungi; Mortierellomycota; Mortierellomycetes; Mortierellales; Mortierellaceae
Source: the annotation of a GenBank genome assembly
AUGGACAUGUCAACAACCCUCAUCCACAAAUACCACACCCUCAAACCCAAAAAAUCCACAUCCCGUCCCUCCUCCAAAGACAUCUUCCCCCCAUCCCCUCCUAUACCAACCCAAGCACAACCAUACACAACGUUCAUCAUAGACUUAGUCUCAGCCUUCAACUCACUUUCAACCCCCUCAGCAUCCUCAACUACCUCUCCCACAUUACACACCUCCUUCCUGGGACUUGAUCAUGAGGCUCUGGUGGACACAAAAGAGAAGAAGAAAGUUGUGAAGGCUUUGCAGCUUGCGAACCCUGCGCAAGUAAAUGAGAUUAUUUCGUUGUUGAAGGCUAUGCCUGAUCCUUCGAAGACUGCUGCAGGUGCGGGAAUAGGCAAGAAGGAGGGGAGGAAGGCGCAUUCCCGGGAUUCGAGUCAGCAGAGCGUUCUUUCGCUCCUCAUCCAGGACAAGCCCAAGACUAAGGACGCCAACGCAGCGGGAUCGGCCAAGAAACAAAAACGAGUCGACGAGGACGAGAAGUUAGGAGAGGAUUGGGAUAAGGUUGAGAAGACGUGGGCCUGGGAGACACAAAAGAGUAAUGACCAGUUGACGGGGGUUGUUGACCCCGAGUCAUGUAAGAGCGCCAUCGCUACUGCCGGGUCAUGGUUAUUUUCCUCCGGCGCCCCAUCUCCAGAGGCACCAGCGGUCAAACCGGCGAAGGCGGAAGCACAGCAAAAGACCGUGAAGCCCAAGCCAUCCAAGAUCUCGACGACUGCGACAAACGACGCUACCAGAUCGACCAGUUUCGGAUCCCUCUUCGCAUCAACUCCCACUACCGCAACCAUUAGCGACACCAAAACCAAAUCGAAACCGCCAGUGGACUCAUCUUCCCCCCACAACAAGAACAACAAGCACACCGCAUCGACCAAACGAACCGCCUCUUCAACAUCCCUCUCUACCGGCGAACAGAUCGCAAAAGCCGCCGCAACCCUCCUAGCCACCGCCGCCGUCGCGUCUCCCAAAGAACUCCCUCCCUCCACACAACAAAAACAAAUCCAACGCCAGUCUUCCAUGCCCAACAUCAAGACCGCAACCCUCAAACGCCUCCUCACCACCACAAAAGCCUCGACCACUGCCACUUCAGACUCUUCCUCUACACCCACCAAAUCCAAAUCCUCUUCCAUCACUGACCUGACAGCGCCCUCAGCACCAUCCUAUAUCUCUGCAACAAUCACCUCCCUAACCCGCCAAUGGAUCGCCUUCCAAUCCUCCCCCCCACCAACCCACAUGAUGAGCGCCUACACCUACUGGUGGGGGUACGAGAUCUACGUCCCCCAUAAAUGUAUGGACAACAUUGAGCGCGUCUCCAACACCUCCCAGAUCUUUUUCGGGUUCCUGAGUACGACUGUUAGUGCGAUCCCGGGUCUGGCGUCGUUGGUCCCGAUUGCCCAGAUUAUUUCGGCCUGGGUUGGGUACCAGUGGGCGGUGAUCAAGACUCAGGAUACCGGCAAGGGUGUUGUUAUCUCUGCCACCUGGGUGCUUCCUGUUGCGCUGGCAUCACGACCAUGGGACCAUUGCGGAAACGAAGAUGAUGCCUUCCCUACCGAAUCCUCGUUGCUUCCUUCGCCCAAGAAGUCUCUCAAGUCCAAACUUGGACUUGCUUGA